GGUGGAGGCUGGCCCGGCUAGACCUGCCGUGGGCGAGCGGUCCACACAAAAGUUCCCUCGCUCGUCUACCUGGGCACUGCACCACCGCCGCCAUGUUUGAGAACGUGUGCGCCAUCCCGCUCGACUACGACGUCUUCGCGCAGGCGAUCCACCCGCGCGAGCCGAUUGUCGCGGUCGGGCUUGCGUCGGGCCAUGUGCAGACGUUCCGGCUGCCCGGCGGCGACGACAGCGACAGCGGCGCGUUGGAGAGCGGCUUCGGGCACAUUGACACGGUGUGGAAGACGCGGCGGCACAAGGGCAGCUGCCGCACGCUGGGCUUCAGCGUCGACGGGCUGCAGCUGUACUCGGCCGGCACCGACGCCAUCGUCAAGGCGGCCGACGCGACGACGGGCCAGGUCGCCGCCAAAAUCGCCGUCCCCCUCGACGCCGCCGCCGGCGGCAUCGACGCGCCCACGCUGGUGCACGCCCUCUCGCCGCAGACCCUGAUCCUCGCCACCGACUCGUCCGCGCUGCACCUCUACGACCUGCGCGCCCUCGGCCCUGGCCCCGCGCCGCGCCCGCAGGCGACGCACCGCCCGCACGACGACUACAUCUCAUCGCUGACCCCGCUGCCGCCGUCCGAGGCCAGCACCAGCGGCUUCAGCAAGCAGUGGGUCACCACGGGCGGCAGCACCCUGGCCGUGACCGACCUGCGCCGCGGCGUCAUGGUGCGCUCCGAGGACCAGGAGGAGGAGCUGCUGAGCUCCGUCAUCGUGUCCGGCCUGUCCAAGAAGGGCUCCAACGUCGGCGAGAAGGUGCUGGUCGGCAGUGGCAACGGCGUGCUCACCCUGUGGGAGCGCGGCGUGUGGGACGACCAGGACGAGCGCAUCACCGUCGACCGCUCCAAGGGCGGCGGCGAGAGCCUCGACGCCCUGGCCCUGCUGCCCGCCGGCGUGGGGCCGGGCGGCAAGAUUGUCGCCGUGGGCCUGGGCAACGGCGACUUGCGCUUCGUCAAGAUCGGCCAGAACAGAGUCGUCGCCGAGCUGAAGCACGACGAGCUGGCCCAGGAGGGCGUGAUUGGCCUGGGCUUCGACGUCACGGGCCGCAUGAUCAGCGGCGGAGGGCGCACUGUCAAGGUCUGGGGUGAGAAGGGCGCCAUGGGCCGUGCAGACGAGCAGGACGAUGACGACGAAGACGAAGACGCAGACGAAGACGAGCCUCUCGCCGAGGCAGCCGCAAAGCGAGACCACGAGACCGAUUCGGAUGCCGGCAGCGACGACGCCGACUCCAGCAGCGACGAGGAGCAGCAGAGCAGGCGCAAGAAGCGCAAGCGCAACAAAGGCAGGCAGCAGAAGGGUCACGGCAUCCUGAAGUUCACGGGUCUGGAUUGAGAUGAAACGCUGCACGAUCCAUAGACCUCGGCAGCGUUUUGCAGACUUUGAAAGCGUAUGUAUUGCAGAGUAUUGGCGUCCACACGCAGUAUAGGCGCAAUCUCGCACACCUAAAACAUAGAUAACGAUACCCACUCCCUACCAUGAUUUCUCUCGAAUUCCGUCGAUCGCUGCCCUUGCCACUGCUUGCCGAACCCGUACAUGGCGCGCUGAUGCGGGGACCAUGUCA
Boeremia exigua is the source of this 1599-nucleotide messenger RNA. Its product is annotated as WD40-repeat-containing domain protein. Lineage: Eukaryota; Fungi; Ascomycota; Dothideomycetes; Pleosporales; Didymellaceae. The record is from RefSeq and is a predicted model, not a curated record. Gene Ontology annotation, molecular function: protein binding. The coding region runs from base 93 to 1370 and encodes 425 amino acids. The transcript is spliced from 2 exons.